This is a messenger RNA of Ostreobium quekettii, 1335 nucleotides long. NCBI's taxonomy places the organism in Eukaryota, Viridiplantae, Chlorophyta, Ulvophyceae, Bryopsidales, Ostreobiaceae. The record is from the annotation of a GenBank genome assembly.
AUGGCCCGCCCCUUAGCGGCCCUCGCCGCCGCGGUGCUCCUUGCUCUGGCCGGCCUGGCCGCGGGCAGGAUCACGCACCGGGCGAUCGCCCACGACCCCAGGCCGCUGAUCAUCGUGGAGAUGCCCUUCGGCUUCGGCGCCGGCGGCAGGGUGGAGGUGCAGGUCCGCGACGCCGCGGUGCACGUGUCGCUGGGCAACCUGGGCGGCCUGGGGCCCGAGCUCCUGGGGCGGCUGGGGCUGUUCAUCGCGCCGGCCCGGGAGGACACGGUGAUGGCCGAGCAGUACGGGGACGAGUGCCCCCUGGACCGGAUGGACAGCAGGGUGCUGGUGCUGUUCAACCACACGGGAAUCCAGGAGCAGGUGAACUCGUCUCGCGGCACGCCAGAGGCAGGGGCGUCCGGCGACUUGGUGGUCAGUGCAGGGGUGACACCCAGCUUGCCAGGCCAGUACGCACUGUACUACGCCAAUUGCAACAAGCUGGGCUUGUUGCAGGUGUCCUUCACAGCCAGGAUCGAGGAGUACAACCAGGUCGCGGGUGGCAGAAAGGACUACUUGUCUGUAGGGGAAACGGAGUUGCCGUCACUGUAUACGGGCAUGUUCCUGGUGUUCUCCCUUAUGGCUGCAGCCUGGGCCUACCUGUGCUGGAAGGAGCGCCACAAUGUGCACAACAUCCAUUACCUCAUGAUGGUCCUCAUUGUCUUCCGGGCGCUGACCUACCUCGCUGAAGCCGGCAUGCAACACUACAUCCGUGCCACUGGGGACCCUUCUGGAUGGAACAUAGCCUACUACAUCUUCACCUUCUUCCGGGGAAUAAUGUUCUUCACUGUGCUGGUGCUCAUUGGCACAGGCUGGUCAUAUGUGAAGCCGUUUGUUGGGGAGAAGGAGAAGAAAAUCCUUGUGGUGGUCAUACCCCUGCAGGUCUUUGCCAACAUCGCCAUAAUCGUCCUGGACGAAGCAUCCCCGGUUCGAGAGUCCUGGUUCGAGUGGAAAGACAUGUUCCGCUUGGUGGACAUCGUCUGCUGCUGCGCGAUCCUCUUCCCCAUCGUCUGGUCGAUCAAGCACCUGAGGGAGGGGGCCGAGUCAGACGGCAAGGCAGCCGUCAACAUGGAGAAGCUGACCCUGUUCCGUCAGUUCUACGUUCUCGUGGUGGUUUACAUCUACUUCACACGGAUUAUAGUGUACUUGCUGCAAACCACACUGUCGUUUGAACAGAGCUGGAUGAGCAACGCCGCAGAGGAACUCGCAACCCUCACGUUCUACCUGCUUGUGGGAAUUAAGUUCCGACCGCACAGCGAGAAUAGGUAUUUCAGGCUUGCAUCGGAUGCCGCAGUGUGA